GCCUGGAAAAUGAAUAAUUCAGCAGUUAUUUAUGAGCUAACAAAUUGCACAGGUGUGUGACGUAAUCGAGCUAUAUAUCGCGGUGAAUUUUUCAUUCAUUGCUUGUUGUUUGAAGACUGUUGUUCGCGAAGGAAGUAUUUCGGUAUAUUAUAAGAUUGAAAGAUGGCUCGUACGAAACAGACUGCCCGUAAAUCCACUGGAGGAAAGGCUCCGCGAAAGCAGUUGGCCACAAAAGCUGCCAGAAAAAGUGCACCAUCUACUGGUGGAGUGAAGAAACCCCAUAGAUACCGACCAGGAACUGUGGCUUUGAGAGAAAUCAGGAGGUACCAAAAGAGCACAGAGUUGCUCAUCCGCAAAUUGCCAUUCCAGCGAUUAGUUCGUGAAAUUGCUCAGGAUUUUAAAACCGAUCUGAGGUUCCAGAGUGCUGCAAUUGGAGCCCUCCAGGAAGCAAGUGAAGCUUACUUGGUCGGACUUUUUGAGGACACCAACUUGUGCGCAAUUCACGCCAAGCGUGUAACAAUCAUGCCAAAAGAUAUCCAGUUGGCUCGAAGAAUCAGGGGAGAGCGAGCCUAGAUUGCUGCAACCUUAUGACCUCAAUUGACAUUUUGAUAUAAUAUACUGUAGUAAAAUAAAUAACCUGUACAGAAUUUGGUGUGUUUAUUCGAUAUUGAUGCUACCCGCAAAUGACCAAAUAGAUUUGUUGCAGUUUUGCUUGCCGGUACCAGCGAACAGCAGUUUGAAAAGAGUAUUUGUGAAGUCUUGUAGCAUUAUUGUGAACAUUUUUUAAUUGUCGCAUAUGUUGGUAGAUAGGCUUCAUGGAUUAUUUUUUAACCCUUUGCAUGGAUAGUUUAGCAUUCAGUUCAUUCAGUAGUUUUGGUGUGUCUUAUAAAUACUUAGUACAUCAGCAUUUGAAAUAGCAUUUUGUAAAUUGAGAACCAGUGUCUUUUAGAUACUUUUUUAAAUCUGUUAAAUUCAAUUGGAGAACAAAUAGGCCAGUUUUGGUAUAAAAAAAAAUUUAAUAUAACUUAUUUUGCAUACUUCCGGUAACAGUACUGGCGACGGAUUCUUGUUCUCUGUCAGAUUAAGCACUUGAAGUGCAAUCAUUUGAAGAGAGAUUAAACCAGUAAUAAAUGUGAAAAAAAAACCAAA
Molecule: messenger RNA, 1149 nt
Organism: Anneissia japonica
Lineage: Eukaryota; Metazoa; Echinodermata; Crinoidea; Comatulida; Comatulidae
Product: histone H3.3A
Exons: 3
Coding region: 163-573 (136 amino acids)
Cellular component (GO): nucleosome
Molecular function (GO): protein heterodimerization activity; DNA binding; structural constituent of chromatin
Source: RefSeq, a predicted model, not a curated record